Molecule: messenger RNA, 678 nt
Organism: Hylaeus volcanicus
Lineage: Eukaryota; Metazoa; Arthropoda; Insecta; Hymenoptera; Colletidae
Gene: Ak6
Product: adenylate kinase isoenzyme 6
Exons: 3
Coding region: 138-674 (178 amino acids)
Cellular component (GO): cytoplasm; nucleus
Molecular function (GO): ATP binding; ATP hydrolysis activity; AMP kinase activity
Source: RefSeq, a predicted model, not a curated record
GGCAACGCUGCAUCACUGUCUCGUGUUACGAACUACACGAAUUUUGUAAUUAACCUCUAAAAAUCUGUUAACAAUGUUUACAAUGUGUGACUAACUUAUUCUAAUAGUUCUAUGAACCAAGGUAUAAUUGUUCGAAAAUGAUCAACAUGAACAGAAAUUCUCCGAACAUUUUAGUAGUAGGUACACCUGGAGUAGGAAAAAGUUUAAUGUCUGGCCUUUUAUCUGAAAAAACAGGAUUAGAAUGGAUUGAUGUUAGUAAGUUUGCUAUUGAAAACAAAUGUUUAGAAGAAUAUGAUGAAGUAUAUCAGUGUCCUAUUUUAGAUGAAGACAAGUUACUAGAUCAGAUGGAAAAUCUUAUGUGUGAAGGUGGAAAAAUUGUUGAUUAUCAUGGAGCUGAUUUUUUCCCAGAGAGAUGGUUUGACAUUGUUUUUGUAUUAAGGACUAAUAAUACAAUUUUAUAUGAUCGUUUAAAGGAACGAGGCUAUACAGGAAAAAAAUUAGAAGAUAACAUAGACUGUGAAAUAUUUCAAACUAUUUUGGAAGAGGCAAAAUCAGCAUACAAAGAAGAAAUUGUUCAUGAACUGACAAGUAAUAAUAUUAAUGAAGUUAUGGAAAAUGUAAAUAGAAUAUGCCAAUGGAUUGAACAAUGGAAAAUAGAUAAUCAACAGGAAUAAGACA